AAUCAAGUAAAAUAAAAAGGAAAAGAAAAAUGUUGAUCAUUGAGCUUCAUGUUCAGGUUCCUAAUUGAGAAGAUUCUUUCAUUCCUGGACUGGCAAAACAAGCUUAUAGUAGUGCGCUGUGACUACUUCAUUUAUGUAGGUUAUUCACAGCUGCUGACAGUGAUGAUAUCUCCACAGCCAUACAGUGCAUCAACAAAGCAAGGCCGUGGACAACAUUUGUGGCCGUUGGUUGGGGCUAUGGUGCUAAUAUGUUGACAAAGUACUUGGCAGAAGUUGGAGAGCACACACCUCUAACAGCUGCGACAUGCAUAGACAAUCCUUUUGAUUUAGAGGAGGCUACAAGGUUCUCCAUGCAUCACAUUGAUUUUGAUCGGAGUCUCACGAGUGGGUUCAUAAGUAUACUGCAUAGAAACAAGGAAUUAUUUCAAGGUCGUGGAAAAGGAUUUGAUGUUGACAGAGCUUUGUCAGCCUCAUCCAUUCGAGAUUUUGAAAAAGCAGUAUCCAUGGUGUCUUAUGGAUUUGAUUCCGUUGAAGAUUUCUAUGCAAAAUCUAGCACGCGAGAUGUAGUUGGCAAAGUGAAGAUUCCUGUUCUUUUUAUACAGGUCUUAUUUGAUUUCUUUGAUGAUAAACUNAUAUAUAUAUAUAUAUCUGAUAUAUAA
Olea europaea var. sylvestris is the source of this 659-nucleotide messenger RNA. RefSeq names its product embryogenesis-associated protein EMB8-like. The transcript is spliced from 2 exons. The record is from RefSeq and is a predicted model, not a curated record. Gene Ontology annotation, molecular function: short-chain carboxylesterase activity; monoacylglycerol lipase activity. Bases 249 to 659 code for a protein of 136 amino acids. Lineage: Eukaryota; Viridiplantae; Streptophyta; Magnoliopsida; Lamiales; Oleaceae.